Messenger RNA from Rubroshorea leprosula, 742 nucleotides. The record is from the annotation of a GenBank genome assembly. Lineage: Eukaryota; Viridiplantae; Streptophyta; Magnoliopsida; Malvales; Dipterocarpaceae.
UUUACUGGAUUUCUGCCUGCAACCAACGUGCAGAGUUCCACUUCCGUCUUCCUCUUUUCGGUUUCCAGUUCUCUUCCCUUCUCAGUUUUCACUCCCCUGGGUUGAGUUGUGUACUCAGAAUAGAGAUUGGGAUGCGCCCAUCUUUCUUCCAACUGGGCAAUGCCGUGCCUGUUCCAAAACUUUUCAGGCAGCUAGAGCAGGAGAUGGAAACUGUGAUUAGGGUACUGCAACCUGGACCCUUGGGGAUCAUUGAGCACAAGUUCUCUGGUGAGGAAAUUCGUGAGGCAAAUGCAACUGUUCGAAGAGCAGUAGAGAAUUGGCGAAGGAAUGCAAGCUUAGAGCAGAUGAAUGGAGCCUUAAAAGAUUAUAUUCCCAAGUGAUGGAUCAUGCUACAAGACAUUAUCACCUUCAAAGGUUUGAUUUGGAGAAAUUGAAACUUUUGUGAAGUGUUUAAACUUCAAACUGUUUCUUGGUGCUUCAUGGAAGUGUUAGAACAAUAAAUUAAGUUGGAUUUUUAAGGAAAGUGGCUGUUGCACUUCUUUUUUGCUCUUAUUUAUUUUUUGUGCUUGUCUGAUGUUGGUGUUUGAGGAAUUCUUCUGUUUGUUUAUAGAAAUUAUGAUGACAAAAGAAGCCUCCCAAGUCUGGUAGUCUGAACGUUUCUGUAUUAUGGUAAUUUUUCUUGUGUGAGGAAUUUAGCUUGGAUGGAAUGUUAGGCAACCCGAUAGGCUAUUGGUGAUUUUCU